AUGCGGUCACAUAUACAUAACCAUGUACCAUCAGCAUCUUUAUUGAGAUUUCUGCGGGCACAAUCUGAAGGCGUUUGUUUUUUCAGUUCCAACCCAGGACAAGGUUAUUCUUUCGAUCAAGCCCCUCAUGUUCCAGCUUCUAGCCUAGGAUACAGUUAUCCUUCGAUGUCAUGUCGAAGAUCACUUUCAACUUCACUACAGCGCAGAGCGACCGUUGAAGCUGGGUUCCAAAACCCGAAGUUUUUAGGAUCGCGAUUGGCCACCUCGAAUUCUUCUUCAAACGCUACUCAACCCAAACGAGCAACUCUAUCGAGCAAGAAAACUGCGACUCAAAAUCGCUCACAGACAAGCCGCGGAAUAUUCACGGGCGCAAGAAAGUGGCCAUUCAAGCUUUGGUCUUCGAAGAGGGAUGGAAAACCAUUACAACCAGACGAUUUACCACAUCUCAGUGAGGAUGGAAGAGAAAUAGAUGUAUUCAGUCUGGGACGAUCUGUAUCUGUGAAGGCUGCCAGUGAGCCUCGGCUACGAUGUACAGAGUUAGAUGAGAAUGGGAAUGUGGUUCUUGUGAAUGGGGAGUUCAAGAAGAGCGAGCUUAUUGCUAAGUAUGGACUGCUUCCUCGCGAUCUUCGAAAAAUCGAUUCGAGUACGCUUCCGCAUAUCCUCGUUCGUCCUUCAGCUAUCCUCAUAAACCUCCUCCAUCUUCGAGUCCUCAUAAAGUCUAAUAGAGUCUUGAUUUUCGACGCUUAUGGCUCUACUGAUACUUAUACACAAUCGCUUUUUAUGUAUGAUUUAGAAGGAAAGCUUAGCCAAAAGCAAACUACAGCAUCUGCUGGUGCCCUUCCAUACGAAUUUCGUGCCCUCGAAGCUGUUCUCAUAUCGGUUACAUCUGGCUUGGAAAAGGAAUUUGAAACAGUUCGAGAACCAGUUGUUAGGGUUCUUAAGGAGUUAGAAGAGGACAUCGAUCGAGACAAGCUCCGCUACCUCCUUAUUUAUUCCAAGAAACUCGGCACAUUCGAACAGAAGGCGAAAUUGGUUAGGGACUCGAUUGAUGAGUUAUUGGAGGCAGAUGAUGAUCUAGCUGCUAUGUAUCUUACCGAGAAAGAUCAUGAUCUAAAGAGAGGGGAGGAUGACCACACAGAAGUCGAAAUGUUGUUAGAAUCUUACCACAAACUUUGCGACGAAAUUGUUCAAGAGUCUGGAAAUUUAGUUUCCAACAUUAGGAACACUGAAGAAAUAGUUAAAGCCAUCCUCGAUGCCAAUCGUAACUCCCUCAUGCUUCUCGAGCUCAAAAUAUCCAUUGGAACGCUCGGUAUGGGUUCCGGCGCAUUCAUCGCCGCUCUCUACGGCAUGAAUUUGAAGAACCACAUUGAAGAAUCCGACCUCGGGUUCCUAGGCGUAUCAGGCUGGUGCGGAAUAUUCGCCGCCAUUGUCUGGUUCUACGGAAUCUCCAAACUCAAGAAAGUUCAACGCGUUAGUAUGUGGGGAGAAAGUGGAAUGCGCGGUCGCAAUUGGAGAGUUGCGGAGGAUGAAACGAAGGCGCUGGAAAUGGACAAGGGGAGGAGGGAUAGGGGGAGAAGAUUGAAAGAGGAGAGGGGAAGUGCUAUGGAAGAGGUUAGGGCCAAGGUGAUGGAACAGAGAAAAUCUAUUCAUGACAGUGCACAGGCUGCUGGGAAUGCAGAAAAGAGGGCAAGAGAGAUGGCGGCUAGGGGUGCAGGUCAUGGUCAUGGUCAUGCGAAAAGGGGUUUAAACACCGCUUCUGAUACUUAA
Molecule: messenger RNA, 1767 nt
Organism: Botrytis porri
Lineage: Eukaryota; Fungi; Ascomycota; Leotiomycetes; Helotiales; Sclerotiniaceae
Exons: 3
Coding region: 1-1767 (588 amino acids)
Biological process (GO): mitochondrial magnesium ion transmembrane transport
Cellular component (GO): mitochondrial inner membrane
Molecular function (GO): magnesium ion transmembrane transporter activity
Source: RefSeq, a predicted model, not a curated record